Paramecium sonneborni is the source of this 1743-nucleotide messenger RNA. The record is from the annotation of a GenBank genome assembly. Lineage: Eukaryota; Ciliophora; Oligohymenophorea; Peniculida; Parameciidae.
AUGUCAAUUAAAUAAAAACUAUAUUAAACUUGGCAUAGAUUCUUAUAAACUAAUUUUAAUAGUUAUCUAAGAAGUGCACCUACUCCAGGAAAGCAAAGGUUGUAUAAACAUGUUGAUAUUUAAAAUGAAUUUGAAAAGUUUGAGAAAGAGAGGAGAAAGUAGAGAUUGCAAUUGAUUGAAUAUAAGAAUAAAUUGAAAAAAAGAGUUUUAGAAAAAGAAAUUGCAUUAAUUAAACAAUUUGAAUCAAGUUAGAUUGAUUAUGUUUCAACUAAUGCUACUCUUGAAAAUAACUCUAUAAAUAAAGAUGCUUAUUUGGAUGAAGAAAGAAGAAAAUCACUUCUUAAGGAAUUAGAGGAGAUUAAUAAUUAAUUAACUUAAAUAGAUAAAGAAAAAGAGGAAUUAAAAAUUUUAGAGAAUGAUAUUGCAAUUUUAGAACCUAAUAUGGUUAUUUUGAGAGGGAUUGAGAAAAAGACAGUAUUAACCAUGAUUAAUUAUAUUGAAUUUUAACAUAGACAUGUUUCAGGAUUAGUAUUGAAUCCUGAAACAAUGAAAAAUAUUGAGACUGUUCAUUAUCAUGUUAUGAAUAAUCUGCCAAUUCAAAGAGAAAAACUGUAUGAAGUUGUGCCAGAAUUAUUUUAAGAAGAAAUAGGAGAAUUAGAAGAAUAUAAAUAAAGAUUAAUUCAAGAAAAUAGACCUACUUUAGAUGUCUAAGAGACAAGUGUAAUCUAAAUUAUAGAAAAGAGUAGAAUACCUGAAUCGGAUGAUCCUAUUGUCACUAUUCUAAAUGAAUAAAGAGAAAUGAUGAUGUUUGUUUAUAAUAAAUGUGUUCACUUUUGUAAUAAAUAUGAUGAUUGGAUAGAAAUGGUAGAAUAUUAUAAAUUAUAUUUUAUAGAAAUUAAAAUAAGGAUUUCCAGAUAUUGAUGCUAUUAUUGAGAAUUUAUUAUUGAGAUAAGAUUUGAGUGGAAUAGAUCUUGAGGUAUAUGAAGGAUAUAAAGAAUUAGCAAAAAUUAAUGAUGAUUAUCAUGAUCUUUUGGAGUUGAAUAAAAUUAAAAUUAGGAAAGAAUAAAAUAAAUUAUAAAUGCCUCCUUUUGUAGAAUCUCAUGAAUUAUUAAGAAAAGUAUGGACAGAAAAAUGGGAAGCUCAUAUUAAAAAUUCUCUUGACUUUUCAUAAUCAAUUCUAAUUCCACACAAUACAUAUGAAUCUAAAUUAGAUCAAGUGUUAGCUGAUUAUAAAAAAUAAGAUAUCUAAGAAUUAAUCGAAUAAUGUAUUUAUUUUUAUCUAUAAACUUUAGCAAAUAGAGCUCUCAAAGAAAAAAUAGGAGGAGAUUAACCAGUUCAAUAUUCUGAUAGGAAAGAUAAAGACAUAAACUUAGUCAAAUAAGUACAAAUUAUGGGCGAUAUUAUGCAUCAAAUUCCAAGUCAUUAAGAAGAAUUAAAAGAAUUAUAUAAAAAAGCUGAAUAAUUUGAAAAAUUGUAAAUUGACGAUAAAACUUAAAUAUAUAAAAGUGAAGAAGGAAGGAUUUUAUUAACAGAAAUUCCUAAAAUUAUAUAUUUGAACAACAAAGAUCCUAAAUUAGUAAGAUUUAUUUCAUUUAUACUUAGUAUAAUUUAUAGUUUUGGGCUGAGCACUUUAAUAUUGAACCUUAAAAAUUGAGAAAUAUCUUUAACUUUAUACAUUAUCCUAUCCUAGAUUAAUAAAAUAAAGAAGAAAAGUCAAAGAUAUUAAAAUUUAUAUAUUAAUGA